Messenger RNA from Iphiclides podalirius (scarce swallowtail), 1608 nucleotides. The record is from the annotation of a GenBank genome assembly. NCBI's taxonomy places the organism in Eukaryota, Metazoa, Arthropoda, Insecta, Lepidoptera, Papilionidae.
AUGUUCUAUGUGCUCCUGGUACCAGCCCUGAUUCUCUGGUACACUUACUGGAGGAUGUCCAGGAGGCACAUGUAUGAGUUGGCUGAAAAAAUCAAUGGGCCACCCGGCCUACCUUUGCUGGGCAAUGCCUUGGAGUUCACUGGAGGUUCAGACGAAAUCUUCAGGAAUAUCGUACAAAAGAGCGUUCCCUAUGACAAUGAGUCCGUGGUGAAGAUCUGGAUCGGACCGAGGCUCAUCGUGUUCCUGUACGACCCUCGGGACGUCGAGUUGAUCCUGAGUAGCCACGUGCAUAUCGACAAAGCAGAUGACUACAGAUUCUUCAAGCCGUGGCUCGGUGACGGUCUCCUCAUCAGUACAGGACAAAAAUGGCGUUCGCAUCGCAAACUGAUAGCGCCAACUUUCCACUUGAACGUGUUGAAGAGUUUCAUCGACCUUUUCAACGCCAACUCUCGGGCCGUUGUUGAUAAGCUGAAGAAGGAAAGCGGAGUCUUCGAUUGCCAUGACUACAUGAGCGAAUGCACCGUAGAGAUCCUGCUUGAAACUGCUAUGGGUGUCAGCAAAAGUACUCAAGAUCAGAGUGGUUUCGAAUAUGCAAUGGCAGUCAUGAAAAUGUGCGACAUUCUUCACUUGAGACAUACAAAGAUUUGGUUGCGGCCUGACGUGCUCUUCAACUUCACUCAGUAUGCCAAGGUGCAAAACAAACUUCUUGACGUAAUUCACGGAUUAACUAAAAAGGUAAUUUCAAGAAAGAAGGAAGAAUUCAAAGCCGGUAAACAGCCAACAAUUGUCGGUGACGUAGAUGUAGUCAAGGGCAACUCCUCUAAGACCACCUCCGUUGAGGGUCUUUCGUUCGGCCAAUCCGCUGGCCUUAAGGACGAUUUGGACGUAGACGAUGAUGUAGGACAAAAGAAACGUCUCGCUUUCCUAGACUUACUUUUGGAAAGCUCCCAGAGCGGUGUCGUUAUCUCUGACGAGGAGAUCAAGGAACAAGUCGACACAAUUAUGUUUGAGGGUCACGACACAACUGCUGCUGGUAGCAGCUUCUUCCUCUCAAUGAUGGGAAUCCACCAAGACAUUCAAGAUAAGGUCGUCGAGGAACUCGAUCAAAUAUUCGGUGAUUCCGAUCGUCCAGCAACUUUCCAAGAUACUUUAGAGAUGAAGUACCUGGAGAGGUGUUUGAUGGAGACGCUCCGAAUGUUCCCGCCAGUGCCGAUCAUCGCCCGCCACCUGAAACAAGACGUUACUCUGCCGUCAUGUGGUAAGAAGGUUCCUUCUGGCACUACAGUUGUAAUAGCGACGUACAAACUACACCGUCGACCGGACGUAUAUCCAAACCCAGACCAGUUUGACCCCGACAACUUCCUGCCCGAGCGUUCGGCUAAUCGUCACUACUACGCUUUCGUGCCUUUCUCAGCUGGACCUAGAAGUUGCGUCGGCCGAAAAUACGCCAUGCUGAAACUGAAGAUUAUCCUGUCCACGAUCCUCAGGAACUUCCGUAUCGUAUCCGACCUCAAAGAAUCCGAUUUCAAACUGCAAGCGGACAUAAUUUUGAAGCGAUCCGAAGGAUUCAAAGUUCGUUUGGAGCCGCGCAAACGGAUGGCCAAAGCC